UCUUCAAAUGGGUAAGGAGGAUUUUUCCUGGUACAUCAAUUUCGACCACAGUAACAUUUGAUUGCCUCCAAACUGCUUAUAAAGACAUGAUCUUGCCACAGUUUGGCAUACUGAGGCUCGGCGUGUACUGCUUCUUCUAGUGCAACCUUUGUUGUUAAUACCGUUGGUUCAACAGCUUACAAUCACCACCAUCAUCAUGAAUCGAUUCAUCGUUUUGCUGCUGCUCUGCGCCAUUGCAGUGCAACAAAUCAGUGGCCACCCAGACGCGGCUGUCAAAGAGGGAGGGAGAGCGGUUCGCGGCCAUCCGCACUACUGUGGAGCGACUCUUCAAGAAAAAUACCGCGAGAUUUGCCACGCAUUCCGUGCGACCUCCAACCAAGAGUUUCUGGAUUCAAAGGACGCCAACACAUUCUUGUUUGGACGUGGUAUCGGGAAGCGAAACCUUAACGAGGAAUGCUGCGGUGAGGGAUGCUCCGACGAGGAAAUUUAUGAACUCUGCUAAAGGAGAAACCAAAGUGAACCCAGCUGACUUCUUGCCAUGGGCGUAUUCAGCUUUAAAACAAAUAAUGUUUGCUCUCUCAUACUGAAAUAUGAUUAGUGUCGGUUUUCUUCAUUGAAUAAUGAAUAUAAAAUGGCAUUUGCUUCCCUUUUGACAUGUCGUUGAACAUUCAGUACGUAGCUCCUAUUUCUCUCUCUACCUCCCAUUUUGGGGGGAGUCGAUUCAGCCCCAAAGUGUCAGCUGUCUCAAAACACACCUUUGGACCUUGACAUGCACAGCAAAAAAAAGGCAAGUUUUGAUCCAACCGAAUGGAUCCAACUUCUCUCCUAGCGGACAAUUAAUGGAUGGUCAUCGCACUGAUCACCCCUUCAGGUUCCUCAAGGUUGAAACGAAGUAUUAAACGACGUAACAGCUUAUCUUUCAAACUAAAACAUCUUUCCCAUUCAGGCAACUAUGUACUUGUACGCGAGACUGUUCUUUAUUUUGAUGAAAAGUCUUCUGAUCAAGCAAUUAAAAAAUAAAACGAGAAUGACUCUUGCCUGUAAUAUGCUUUUGGGUAAUCUGACGAAUGCGAUAAACCACCAAACUAUAGCAAAAAAGGUUUCCAUGGCAAUCCAUGCUUAUGCAUUAUUGGCAAUUCUCCUUUAGGAGUUAUGCCUUAAUUUAAAUUAGCAAAACUAACUACAAAGGGCCUACUUUAUGAUUAUCUCGCCCUCACAGCUGUUCUUCCUGUUUGCUAUUUUAUCUUUUCCAUCAGCACAACCGUGACUUGAGUCAGCAUGAAAGAUUAAAGUUUACUUGCAAAGCA
Molecule: messenger RNA, 1307 nt
Organism: Acanthaster planci (crown-of-thorns starfish)
Lineage: Eukaryota; Metazoa; Echinodermata; Asteroidea; Valvatida; Acanthasteridae
Product: insulin-like peptide 02
Source: RefSeq, a predicted model, not a curated record